Messenger RNA from Mesitornis unicolor (brown roatelo), 1416 nucleotides. It is a transcript of the gene B3GNT7, whose product is annotated as UDP-GlcNAc:betaGal beta-1,3-N-acetylglucosaminyltransferase 7. The transcript has a single exon. Gene Ontology annotation, molecular function: hexosyltransferase activity. NCBI's taxonomy places the organism in Eukaryota, Metazoa, Chordata, Aves, Mesitornithiformes, Mesitornithidae. The record is from RefSeq and is a predicted model, not a curated record. Gene Ontology annotation, cellular component: membrane. Bases 68 to 1198 code for a protein of 376 amino acids.
GACCAUCUACAAAACGGUUUGCCUCUCCUUCUUGCUGGUGAUCACGGUGACGGUGCUGCAGCGGGGAAUGGCCCCCAGUCAGUUCAUGCAGGGCCAGCAGCAGAAAGAGCUGCCCCCUGCGGAGCCCCUCAAAACGCAGAAGAGAGACAACGCCUUCUCCAUCACCAGCACUUUCUGGAAGAGCAAGAAGGAGAAAGCUCCUGUGAAGGAGACGGCGAGCGUGACGGCAAAGCAGGCGAAAUCCUGGGAUGUCACCACUACCAACUGCUCGGCCAACCAGAACUUCAGCAAGGUGGACUGGUUCAAAGGGCUGGAGCCCAACUUCCAGCAGUUCCUACUCUAUCGGCACUGCCGCUACUUCCCCAUGCUGAUCAACCACCCCGAGAAAUGCAGCGGGGACGUCUACCUGCUCAUCGUGGUCAAGUCCAUCAUCACGCAGCACGACCGGCGCGAGGCCAUCCGGAGGACCUGGGGCCAGGAGAAGGAGGUGGAGGGCAAGAGGAUCAGGACGCUGUUCUUGCUGGGCACGGCCUCCAAGGAGGAGGAGCGAGCCAACUACCAGAAACUGCUGGAUUACGAGAACCACAUCUACGGGGACAUCUUGCAGUGGGAUUUCCUGGACAGCUUCUUCAACCUCACCCUCAAAGAGGUCCAUUUCCUGAAGUGGCUGAACAUCUACUGCGACAACGUCCGCUUCAUCUUCAAAGGUGACGACGACGUCUUCGUGAGCCCCAGCAACAUCCUGGAGUUCCUGGAGGACAAGAAGGAGGGAGACAACCUCUUUGUGGGGGACGUCCUCUACAAGGCCAAGCCGAUCCGGAAGAAGGAGAACAAGUACUACAUCCCCAGCGCCCUCUACAACAAGAGCAACUACCCACCCUAUGCGGGUGGAGGGGGCUUCAUCAUGGACGGACCCCUGGCCAAGAGGCUGCACAAGACCUCGGAAACGCUGGAGCUGUACCCCAUCGAUGACGUCUUCCUAGGGAUGUGCUUAGAGGUCCUUAAAGUAUCACCCGUUGGGCACGAGGGCUUCAAAACCUUUGGCAUCGUGAAGAACAAGAACAGCAAGAUGAACAAGGAGCCGUGUUUUUUCCGGAGUAUGUUGGUGGUUCAUAAACUGCUGCCUCCAGACUUGCUCCAAAUGUGGGACUUGGUCCAUAGUAACUUAACAUGCUCAAGAAAACUCAAUGUCCUUUAGCUCAGGCUCUCUGGAGAGCUGGGACUGGAGGGCUCGGGACAACAUCUCUGCUCCGAUGGGGUGGGCCUCUGCUGGUGGCACACAAGUCCUUCAGGGGCAUCAUCUCCCUUGGGGGAGGGCAGAGACACCGCACUCGUGAGCAGGGUUUGUGAUAGUGUUUGUUUCUGUACUGUAACGUGGUUCACUCAUCUCCAGCUGGGUUGGGGGUUGCUGAAAAA